GCCGGCGGGGGCGCCGUUGGACGCGGGAGGAGGGGCGGGGCCGGGUCCACGCAAAGGCGGGACGGGAGCGGCUGAGGUGGCGGCUUCUCCUCUCCAGCCAUGGCUAUAAAGGAUCCUACGGCUGUAGAAAGAGCAAAUUUAUUGAACAUGGCUAAAUUGAGUAUCAAAGGACUCAUUGAAUCAGCUUUGAGCUUUGGCCGAACUCUGGAUUCUGACUACCCACCUUUGCAGCAGUUCUUUGUUGUCAUGGAGCACUGCCUGAAGCAUGGUCUUAAAGUAAGAAAAUCCUUUCUAAGUUACAAUAAAACCAUCUGGGGUCCUCUGGAACUUGUGGAGAAAUUAUAUCCAGAAGCUGAGGAAAUAGCAGCAAGCGUCAGAGAUUUGCCUGGCCUUAAAACACCACUGGGCCGUGCCCGGGCCUGGUUACGGUUAGCACUAAUGCAGAAGAAAAUGGCUGACUAUCUUCGCUGUUUGAUCAUUCAGAGAGAUCUUCUCAGUGAAUUUUAUGAGUAUCAUGCACUAAUGAUGGAGGAAGAAGGAGCAGUUAUUGUUGGGCUGUUAGUUGGGUUGAAUGUAAUAGAUGCUAACCUGUGUGUGAAGGGAGAAGACCUAGAUUCACAAGUUGGGGUGAUUGAUUUCUCUGUGUAUUUAAAGAGUGAUGAUGACAUUGGAGGUAAGGAAAGGAAUGUACAGAUUGCUGCAAUUUUGGACCAAAAGAAUUAUGUUGAAGAACUAAACAGACAACUGAAUAGCACAGUUAGCAGUCUACAUGCGAGAGUUGAUUCACUAGAGAAAUCAAACACUAAACUGAUUGAAGAGUUAGCAAUAGCCAAAAACAAUAUAAUUAAACUCCAGGAAGAAAACCAUCAAUUAAGGAGUGAAAAUACUCUUAUUUUAAUGAAAACACAGCAUCAUCUAGAGGCAACUAAAGUGGAUGUUGAAGCAGAACUUCAGACGUACAAACACUCCAGGCAGGGUUUAGAUGAAAUGUACAAUGAAGCACGUAGACAGCUUCGAGAAGAAUCACAACUUCGACAAGAUAUGGAGAAUGAGCUAGUGGUUCAAGUUAGUAUGAAGCAUGAGAUAGAACUUGCCAUGAAGUUGCUGGAGAAGGACAUCCAUGAGAAGCAGGAUACCCUCAUAGGCCUUCGACAGCAGCUUGAUGAAGUCAAAGCAAUUAACAUGGAAAUGUAUCAAAAGCUGCAGGUAUCUGAAGAUGCUAUGAAGGGAAAGAAUGAAAUAAUUGGUCGAUUAGAGGAUAAGACUAAUCAGAUUAAUGCAACUAUGAAACAACUAGAACAAAGUGACAAAGAUCUGUUAACUCAAACUAGGACUAUUGCAAUGUCAUUCGUCAAAUGUGCCAGCAAUGAAGCUCAGCACCAGUAUAAACUUGUCAAAGACAUAUCAUUCUGAAAGCUCCUCCAGAUCUGUUGCGUUUAAAUAAUCACUGAUAUAAUAUAACUUAAGAAUUUUAAAAUUACAACUUUAAAUAUCAAGUGCUAUUAGAAAUCUUGCACUGUAGCUGACCGUACCUGGGUUCUAUUUUGUUUUCUGAAAGCACAUCAUCUCCGAUCUCACUUUACCCCUCUUAACAAAAAAAAAAAAAAAGUACCCUACUGCACUGUUAUUGAGCAAAUGUAAGCUAGUUUUCUAAUGCUAUUUAAUCACUUCUUAAUUGUCAAACAAAGUAUAUUUUAAAAGGUUAGCUAUCUUUAUAUGCUUUUAUGACAUUUUUUUUCCGAUUAGUGGGUUUUCCUAUUCUUUAUGGUACUAACAGAUUUUAAAAUUAGCCAUUCUGAGUAAUAUAUCCCUUCCCCCCCUGCUUAUUUCUUUCACUGUAAGGCUUUCACAAAAGCAUGCUCCUUGUUGUGUUUUUUUUUUUUUCCUUUGCUUGUACCUAGCACUGUUUUCUUAAAGAAUGACAGGAGUUUGGGGGAAGGGGUUUGAGCGCUACAUCAGAACAAUAUAUUUAGAAAAAGAACGGUGGUGUCAACAUACAUAUUCAUUAUAUACAGUGGAGGAAUUAUAGGAUUUGGGGAUAAAACAGCCAAAGAUGUGAGGUAAAAUAUUUUCAUGGAGUUAAAAUGUGUUUGGAGCCUUGACUUGGCUCCAGGCAGGAAGGGGAGCAUGAUCUAGUCAAUUCUGUAGUUCUGAUUCCUGCCUAGAACAGCUGGAGCAUGAUAGCUACAGUAGAAAUUGUAGUAAUGAAUAGGAUUUACAUUUAGGGCCCAGAUCCUCAACUUGACUAACUUGCUUGUCAGCUAAAGAUCUUGCCCAUCUGUGACUAUAUUUACACUGUAAUCAUAACCUGUGGUUUUGCCCAACCCCUUCCCUCCACCCAUCACUAGGCAGUCUUCACAGCUCAUUUCUGCUUUGAGAUGCUACCUGCCUGCACUGCAGAAACACAGUUAUAGCUGCUGACUGCCUUUGAUGCACUUCCCAGUGUUUGCUCUGAAGUGUGGAAGGGAAGUUGACUGGGAAAAGAGUCUUAGGGUCUUUCAGAAAGAAAGGGAUGUGUUUGCAAAAGCUGGGGCAGGGCACAGUAGUUCAGAAAGGGUUUCUACUCCAUGGUUAUAUACUGCCUCAUUCCUUGGUUUGGUAGCAGAAGGAGCUUUUAACGUGGGCUGGCUACUAAAACAUAAGUAUCUCCCAUCUUCAAGAAAACCCAAACCAGAAACACUGAAUAGAACGACAGGUAGACCACAGCAGAACUGGGAGUGUUAACCAUCUCACGAUCAUCUAUGCAAACAAUUAUCUGCCUCAGUAUCAUCGGAUUCUCAAAUCCUGCUGCAAACUAGGUCCAGCUCAGCAUUUGUCUGGAGUACAGUGUUGCAGUUAGCUUGGUGCUAAGUCUAGAGGUUGGUGCUGUAGUUUGGUUUGGCUGGCGUGUUUCUUGUGUAGCAAGCUCCCUUUCUACCUUUGUCAUGGAAACGACACUGCAGUUUGAUUUGUGAUUAAGGAACAAUUUUAAGUUACUUUUGCUUUUACAGUCUUGUAUAGCUUAAUUCAGCUGCUUUUGCCCAGUGAAUUGGCUCUGCGUUUACCCAGUAGUUUCCUUUCCAUACAUUUUUUGGCCCUCUGUGCACUACCAUUGCAAAUGUGACUGGGAACAUUCCUAAAACAACUGGUAUAGUUGAAUGAGAUAGUACACACUUUAUAUGAUAGUUUAAUUCCAGCCUUUUUACAUUUGUGUACUGGCAUCUUUAUAAAACUCCUGCUGGUGCAGCUUCAUCAGUAGAAGCACAAAUGUAGACAUACCGCUGACUUAAUUUCUUUUUAGCUGACAGUGGGAGUUGUGAGUUACUCUGCAUUCAGACAGCUGCCAGGAAGUAAGAAAUCAAGCACACAGAGAGAGUAUCACAGAUUUCUCCCGCUGCUUACCCCGAGAGGCCCUCAAAACAGUUUUGUUAAACACAGUGCAGUAGGUGGGGACAUUAAGUGGUAUUUUAUGCGUUCUUUCACUCCUGCCUUUUCAUCAAGACAAGUGUAGUCAUGAUACAGCACAAGUUCCAUUUUAGUGCUUUUACUUUGUUACAUUACAUCCAUCCUUUUUUGGACUGAAGAGUUGACCAAGCAGAGAGGAACCACGUUGAACUAAUGGAUUCCAAGGGAGUGCUAGCUGAAGUAGAAGCAAAACCCUGGAAUUCAGAAGGGAAAGAUUAAAUAAUAAAACCCCCAAACAUUCCCCAAUUUCUUAAUCAGGUUUAUUUAUUUUGUAUAUAAUAUGGAGCUAUUUUAACCAGUGUAAGAACAUGUUAUUUUUAAUACAAAUUAUUUAAAUUAAUUGAAUAGUAUGAUGUAGUAGAGGUAGUUCUGUUAAUGUAGUGGGACCUGUCAUGGUGUGUCUUGUUGUAUUAGGCUGGUUAAGUUUUUUUGCUGUCUGAGUGCAGUGCUCUGUAUUCAGUCUUACGCCUGAAUUGUUUUGAGCUGCUUUUGCACAACACAUGCUCUGCCCUAUCUUAGUGGGCGAUUAGUACAAACCAAGCGCUUUUACAGGAUCUAUUUGGAGGGAAGAAAAAAAGCUUCCAAAAAAAAAAAAAGCAUCAAAGAAGAUGUAUGUGUCAGUUUGAAAAUAUGUAUCAUCAUGUUUUGGCAUCUGUUAUUCAUGAGCAUAAAAUAAAACAGUGAUUACUUACA
Molecule: messenger RNA, 4137 nt
Organism: Pezoporus flaviventris
Lineage: Eukaryota; Metazoa; Chordata; Aves; Psittaciformes; Psittacidae
Gene: RUFY2
Product: RUN and FYVE domain containing 2
Exons: 13
Coding region: 100-1413 (437 amino acids)
Cellular component (GO): cytoplasm
Molecular function (GO): metal ion binding
Source: RefSeq, a predicted model, not a curated record